UAGCCGAAGUUCGGAGCCCCGCCCCCGCCCCCGCCCCGCCGCCCCGCGACCUGCCGCCCCUCGCUUGGCCUGACGAGUCGGCACGGCUGUCCCGAGCGCCAUGUCGGGUUCUUCCAGCGUCGCCGCCAUGAAGAAGGUGGUUCAGCAGCUCCGGCUGGAGGCCGGGCUCAACCGCGUGAAGGUUUCCCAGGCAGCUGCAGACUUGAAACAGUUUUGUCUGCAGAAUGCUCAACAUGACCCUCUGCUGACUGGAGUGUCUUCAAGUACAAAUCCCUUCAGACCCCAGAAAGUCUGCUCCUUUUUGUAGUCAUGUAUCUUGAGGUAAGUUUUCUUCCUAUCACCCCCUUUCCAUAUAAAAGAAGAACCAGCUAGGUUUCUAGGUUUUUAUUUGUAGCACUGACAACAUCUAUCCCUAUAAUUUUGUUUUCCAAAUUUCUUGUUUUUUGAAGUAUAGUGAAAACUUGAUUAGUAAUCAUAAAGACUACGUUUCUAUAAAGAGUGCUAUGUAACUCUAACAAGGUAUGGGAGAGUCACAAAACUCCACUAUCACAGACAUGUGUUUGUACAUUAUCAAAUUGAAACGUUAACAAAAUUUAUAGUCCUUAUAGGACCGACUCUGUCAAUACUGGUGGCUCUGAAUAAACUGUGUAAGAGAGCCAAGGUGGUUGGGGUACCUGAAUAAGCAAACACGGCACAGGCAUCUGGAAUAAGGAACAGGUUUUACCUUUAUUUCCAUUUGUUGAGAAAAGAUUUAAAAAAAAAAAGAGAGAGAGAGAGAGAUUUGCACUUGUUGGCAGGGAACUGGAUUUGAGGAUUAAGACAAUGAAUCACUUGCUCUUUAGUACAUCUGUCAAGAGUUUAUAUUCAUGUUCUAGAUCAAAUACCACGUGUGAAAAAACCUGUUGAUCUAAAGAUGUGGCCAAAACUGCUUCAGCUAAUUUAAAAUGUAAUUAAAGGAUACUGUCUGUCAUUUGUAAUCUUUGGUACAUUAGUUAAUGGUAUUGAAUUGGGAAGCAGACUUAAACUGUGUAUUAAAAAGUACUUUGUUGUAGUACACACCCUUAUACUAACAUUCUGACUCAAAGUCCAGGAAGCUGCUUCCUAAAAUACCUUAUUACAUAGGCUUUGUAGAUCUGGGAGUGUUCAGGAAGUGUAAGUACUGUUCCAGUAAAUAUAAUGAUUAGUUAAGAAUACAAGGCUUUUUGAAACAUCAAGGAGAAGGGGAAUGAAGCUGCUUUUAGGUAAUAGGUUCUCCAUGAAGAAAUAGUGUUAACAGUCCAGCUCAUAUCUUUAUAUUUAACAGUGUUAAUAGUUUCUGGCUUUUGGCAAUAUUCACUGGGGGUCUCAAGGAGUUUCAUAUUUUUAUAAUUUACUAAAAAUUCUUUUUUAGACUCAGUUCUUGUAUUUUUUUUUUUUUUUUGGUUUUUCGAGACAGGGUUUCUCUGUGUAGCUUUGCGCCUUUCCUGGAACUCGCUUUGGAGACCAGGCUGGCCUCGAACUCACAGAGAUCCACCUGGCUCUGCCUCCCGAGUGCUGGGAUUAAAGGCAUGCGCCACCACCGCCCGGCUCAGUUCUUGUAUUUUUACAGAUUAAUUUAUUUUCAUCUAAUAAAAAAUGUUAAGUCUGAAGUCCUAUUAAUACUUUUUUUGUUUUUAAGAGUCCACACUUCAGUGUUUAAAUGAUUUACAUUUAUAAAUGACUGAGAUAAGAACCCAGAUUUCAAAAUAAAAUUAAGGCUGUUAAUUCCAGCAGUAAGGAAAACUUUGGAUAUUAUGAUUUGAAGCAAUUUAGGGUGAGGAAAGGGUAUUUAGAUGUAGCAACACUGCUCCUUAAAACUGUCAGUGAAUUUCCAGAUCGCCUUCCUGAAGUCCAUAUUAUAACCCAGGGGUUCUAAGGUUUAAGGCUCCAGACCCUGUAAACUCUGCUGAUGGUCUAGUGGACAUUAAAGACGUGGACUAAAAGAAAAUCACUGGCGUCUAUACUCAGAUUUUAAAAGUAAAACCAACCUAAGUAAUUUAGCAACAGAGGAUGCAGAAAGGAAAUGACCGUUGUUGUUAAUGUGUUUCCUCUUAAGAGCAUUUCUGUGUCAGUAAAUAUUCACAGGGCUUUCAGCAGCUGAGCUAUAACAUGGUAAUUACUUCACUUAGUAUCAGUUUCCAAGUUUGAGGCCAUGGCCAAGGCUGACAUUUUGGUGGCUGGCUGUAUACGUUAGUGGUGAAACUACCAAACAGAGACGUGGAAGUUUUAAUAAUACUUGAUUAUCACUGCUCAUCUUUGGCCUUCCACUCAGGGCAUGGAUGGUUGUGUGUGUGUGGUGCACGCUCAAUUUGCUAUUAAGUGAAGUUAAAUGUUUUCUUCUGUUUUUCCCCAGAGGUUCUGUACUUCUUCAGUGUUUGUUAUGAAGUACUCAAAAUUUUAUUUUAUUUUUUUACACCUUGUUAGUUUUUAAAAACAGGUUUUACUUUUACUACUUUCUGUAGUAACUUAUUGUGAAGUUGUUAUGCCUGUUUUUUCUUUCCCCUAUAUACAUGAACUUAACUGUAUUUUAUAGUAUCAAGAUAAUACUGUUUUUAAGUAUAUAAUUAUUGCUUUAAUUUUUGAGAUCUGUGUUUAUCCUGUAUGGAUUGUUCAGUCAUUUAAGCUGCUAAAUGGUAUUCUGCUGCCGCAUACAUAGAUUGUCUAUUCAUUCUUCCAAUGAGCUGCAGUAAGAUUGUUGAUGCUGCUGACAGCAGUAUGUUCAGGAUUCUUGCAUGUUUUUUGUGUGUAGGUGAAUAGAAGUGACUUCAUCAUAAAUCAUUUUUCCAAAGGAGCUUUGGAUUUUCCUUAUUGAAUGUUUUUAUGUUUGCCUUUUUAUUAUGAAAAAGUAUAUUUCAGUAAUUUUAGAGAUGUCAUCUAUAAGACUCCAUAAAACGGGUUGAUGGGUACUUUGCCUGUUGUAAGAACUAGGGGAAAGUUGGAUUUUAGAGCGUUUUGUAGAUUGUAUCUUCAAAAGUAAACAAAUAGGCUUAGGCUCAAUUUAAUUAAAAAACCCUUUAUAAACUGAUAUUCAAGUGAGCCGCCUAGAAAUAGAGGGGUUGACUGUAACAUGAAUUUCUAAAGGUCUUAUCAUAAAAAACCUGGUGCCAGAUAUUGUAAAUGCUGAAAGAUCAGAGAGAUAACAGAAUAAGGCACAGACACCUCUUAACUCUAGGACUCCUCAGCCUGAAAAAGCCUUGGUCAAUAGGCCUCUAGCCGAAUGAGCUUCUUCAGCUGAAAAGGCUCUAGUUCCUGUCUCCUCAAGCCUUACAUACCUUUCCCAUAUCAUUUCCUGUCUCAACUUUCUUAGUGCUGGGAUUAAAGGUGUGUGCCACCACUGCCUGGCUCCAUUUCUCUCCUAGACCCAGUCAAUCUAUCACCGCAGUUGCCUUAUGGUAGGUGUAUACCAGCAACCCCAUAGUAAGCUGAAAAUACAUCACACUCUCACCUGUCAAGUCUACUGACUUAGCAGCACAGCGAGGGGUUGGCAGUUGGCCGGUCUUGGUCCUGGAGUGGACUAGGGAAUGUCACCUCACUGCUGCUACUACACAGCAUCUCAGAAGAACAGCAUUACCGAAUAUGCCCAGGUAGCCCUUUACACCAUUGUGAGGUUGAAAAGGAUCAUCUGUAUGUUAUUACUCAGAAAAAUAGGCAGAACAUAAACCAUUUUCAAAAAUAAAAAACAAUUGUCCUUGCUUAAAUAUCAGUUAUAAAGUAUCGAUAACUUUUUUUUAACAUUUUUAUCUUUUUUUUCCUCCCAUCAGAUUUCUCAAACCACUUUUCAUGAACCAGUGGACAUUCAAGAGAACUAAAUUUGAAGUCUGUACAAAAGCUUCUCUAUAACGCGUGCCAUAAUAUACAAUCUUCUACUUGUCAGAUCUUAACAUCUACCUCUCUGAAUUUUCAUGGAUUUCUGUUUCACAAGGUUUAACUAUUUUAUAUACACUGGCUAUAGCAUACAAUAAAACAGCAUACAAAUUUC
Peromyscus californicus insignis is the source of this 3997-nucleotide messenger RNA. RefSeq names its product G protein subunit gamma 5 (gene Gng5). Gene Ontology annotation, biological process: G protein-coupled receptor signaling pathway. The coding region runs from base 101 to 307 and encodes 68 amino acids. NCBI's taxonomy places the organism in Eukaryota, Metazoa, Chordata, Mammalia, Rodentia, Cricetidae. The transcript has 2 exons. Gene Ontology annotation, molecular function: G-protein beta-subunit binding. Gene Ontology annotation, cellular component: heterotrimeric G-protein complex. The record is from RefSeq and is a predicted model, not a curated record.